Molecule: messenger RNA, 1068 nt
Organism: Trichoplax adhaerens
Lineage: Eukaryota; Metazoa; Placozoa; Uniplacotomia; Trichoplacea; Trichoplacidae
Exons: 1
Coding region: 1-1068 (355 amino acids)
Biological process (GO): G protein-coupled receptor signaling pathway
Cellular component (GO): membrane
Molecular function (GO): G protein-coupled receptor activity
Source: RefSeq, a predicted model, not a curated record
AUGGACUCUUUACUUGUUUACAGCCUAAGAUCGACGGAUCGUUCUUCGCUAAAUGAUUCUGCUAUGAAUAUGUCAGGGAUAAAUGACACGAUGAUCAUGCAUCUACCUACCGAUAUGUUGAUUGCAUUUAUUACAAUAACUUUAUUAGCCUUUCUAGGUCUAACGAUCAAUACUAUCCUCAUUAUUUUGAUGAGCUACAGAAAACAUACGAAAACUGCAGCUGAUGGUUUAGUUAUUCAUCUGGCAAUCUGUGAUUUAUUAACAACCAUACCGACCUUAAUUUACUGCCCAAUAAUUCUUGCUUUCAAUGGUAUUGGUUGGCCAAUUCAUAUCAUGAGCAGGUUGUGUAAAGGAGUUAUUUUCUGUCUAACUACCUUCUACUCGGUAAACGUAGGUACACUAACAUUAAUGUCCAUCGAGCGAUAUCGCGCUAUCAUUCAUCCAAUGAAACCUCGUAUUUCUGGCCCAAAAAUGGCUGUAUUAGUAAUAUUUUUAUGGCUAUCAGUUAUUAUUGUUCCAGCUAUUGGAGUAAGUAAUACUGAAGCCGAUCUCCGCACCAGGUAUUUAUGUGUAUUGCAUGGUGCACAUCAGCAUUUUGUAGUUAUCCUCAAUUUUAGCUACUACGUCGUUGUAGGUUACAUUAUACCAGCUUGUAUCAUGUCAUAUUGCUACAAAAUGAUUAUUAAAAAAUUGAAACAAACAUCUUUAGCCAACAAGAAUAAUUUAAGGAUUGAAUCAAAACGCGAAUUUCAAAAGAAUCUUGCUGUUAAAAUUUUAAUCGCUGUCUCUAUAGUCUUUAUUUUAACAGGUAUUCCUUUGGUUAUUGGCUUAAUUAUUCAUAUUUAUAUGGAUACUAAACUAUCGCAUUUGACACAAAAUGAUCGUAAUAUUAUUAACAGUUGCACUAUACUAUUCUGGAUACUCUUACAAUUUGCUCCUCUAUAUAAUCCUAUGAUACAUUUGGCCAAGAAGAAAAAUUUUUGGCAUACACUCUACAGUAAAAAUAAUCGCGUCUUACCAAUUAGUCAUAGUACGUCACCAACAUCUUGUUAUGGUCUAAAGAUUUGA